AUGUCCCAGGACGGCACGAUCCACCGCCAACACAACGGGAAAACCUACACGUCCGUCCGCCAAUCCCUCCAGACGGUUUGGCGCGAGGAGGGGCUUCGGACGCUCUUUCGCGGGUGGCACAUCGCCGUCGCCGGCUCCGCGAUCGCGUGGGGGAUGUACAUGUCGAUCUACCGCCUGCUUUGCAAUCUGACCGAGUUCACCUCGUACGCGAGCCGGUUUAUGCUUUCCCUGCUCGCGAGCACGGUGUCGUGUGGGGUGAGUAAUCCGUUUUUUCUGAUGAAAUCGCGCAUGCAGUUGGCCGAGCUCGCGAAGGACAGCGCCUAUCGGCGCUUCGUCAGCGGCGUCCGGCACGUCCGGCGAACCUCCGGGGUCCUCGCCCUCUGGCGUGGGAUGUCGCUUCAGAUGAUGUUGUUGUUCCCCAACGCGCUGAAUUUGCCGACCUACGACUAUCUCAAGUCGUUAAUCCUGCGGUACCGCGUGGAGGAUGCGGCGGGCUUGCCGGAGCUGAGCAAUGGCGAGAUCGCGCUCUGUUCCGUCAUCACGAAAGUCUUCAUUUUGCUUCUUUCGCAUCCGAUGAUGACGGUGCGCGUUCGCCUGCAGGACCAUCGCUCGCGAAUCGGCGCGCCGCACUACCUCAACCCCCCGCAGGCCCUCGUGACCGUUCUUAGGCUGCAGGGUAUCCGCGGCUUAUACCGCGGCUUCUACGCCUCGAUUAUCUAUACCCUGCCGCGUUCGAUGAUGUAUUACAUCAUCUACGAAAAGACUCUGGGCCUGCUGUGA
Molecule: messenger RNA, 780 nt
Organism: Phytomonas sp. Hart1
Lineage: Eukaryota; Euglenozoa; Kinetoplastea; Trypanosomatida; Trypanosomatidae
Source: the annotation of a GenBank genome assembly